AUGAUUGACAGCUAUGUGAGAAUCAUCCCAAGUAGAAGCUUUGCAGAGAAAGGAUGUGGGCUGACAGAUGGGCAGCGGAUGCCCCAGACAGAGGGCAGCUCUGUCCUCCAAGAGGUGCUGAUCUUGACAAGCUCUUUAAAAUUCAGUCUUAUUCUAAUUCUGUUGAUUUCUACAAUGCCUGUGUUCUGGUGUUAUCCGGUUCUGUCUCCUAAGGGGUCUGGAAAAUCUGACUACUUUCUCAUCCUGCUGAACAGCCGCCCAACCAGGAUGGACAGGAGCGAGACACUAGAUUUUCUACAGCCUGUGUUGGAGAAGGUGUCUGUGAAAAGGUCCUUCCGCAACGGAGUUGGCACAGGGAUGAAAAAAACUUCCUUUCGAAGAGCAAAAACAUGA
Molecule: messenger RNA, 393 nt
Organism: Vicugna pacos (alpaca)
Lineage: Eukaryota; Metazoa; Chordata; Mammalia; Artiodactyla; Camelidae
Source: RefSeq, a predicted model, not a curated record